AUGCCGGAACACACGGUCGAAUGCACCUUCAUCAUCGAGCCACCGGUCAAGGUACAAUGCGGUGGCUCUCUAUACCCGCCGUUUUUGCUGCAAUUAUCCAAGACGGGAGACGAUUCUCAGAGCACGUACGUGGCAAACAUUACUUUGUUGAAUGAGAAUGAUGAGAAUGUCAGCGAUGCUCUUCUAGGGCCGAAGAGCGCGCAAGGGGGGUUCCGGCCCGACUCCGAAGGCAGCUACCUCUUUGCCUUUCCGGAGUCGCAGAUCUCGACGGAGGGCACAUUUCACCUGCGUGCCGACAUUUACAAAAUGGAGCAAGGCCUCCGUCUGGUCACACAGGUGUCGAGCAGGGAUAUAGACGCGACAGGAAACACGGUGCCUCGUGCUAUAGCAACACCCGAAGAGGAAGAGAAGAUGGAAAUCGCCAGAGAAGCCGGCGCGCUUAAAUGA
Messenger RNA from Metarhizium brunneum ARSEF 3297, 447 nucleotides. RefSeq lists its product as uncharacterized. The record is from RefSeq and is a predicted model, not a curated record. NCBI's taxonomy places the organism in Eukaryota, Fungi, Ascomycota, Sordariomycetes, Hypocreales, Clavicipitaceae.